AUGUUUGGAUCUGUUUGGCGAGUUCUAAGUGCGGCUGGUUGGAGUUCAAAGCGUCCAACAGGGCGAAGCUUGAGUGAUCUGUACCGCUAUAUCCGUCCCGGUGGUGACUCGAAUGGAACAGAGGGUAUCGACUAUUUUCUGGGUGAACGAGCGCUUUUGGAGCACUAU
This is a messenger RNA of Phytophthora sojae, 168 nucleotides long. RefSeq lists its product as hypothetical. The transcript has a single exon. The annotation marks the transcript as partial. NCBI's taxonomy places the organism in Eukaryota, Oomycota, Peronosporomycetes, Peronosporales, Peronosporaceae. The record is from RefSeq and is a predicted model, not a curated record.